AUGUCCGACUCCGACAGCGACAGCGACAGCGACAAGGAGGACAAGUUCGAUGGCAAGGACCUGGACCCCAUGCUCCAGAAGGCCUGCGUCAACAACCCGCGGCUCCAGCAAAAGCUCAAGAACAUGAAGAAGAUCCGGCGCGAGCAGGAGGAGGAGAAGCGCGCCAUCCUCAAGUCGGGCCGCAUGGUCAAGUCGUGCACGUGGCAGUGGACGGACUGGAACGACCUCGGCGAGUGCCUCGGCAACGAGGUCCACGUCCACAUCCAGCUCCCCGCGGGCACGAAGCGCGAGCGGCUCAAGGUCAAGACGCUCCGCCAGCUCAUCGAGGUGAAGCUCCUGUCGACGACGGAGGGCGCCGACUCCGGCUGGCACCCCAAGGCCCUCCCCACGGCGCCCGAGGCGGCGGCCGCGGCCCCGGAGGCGGCGACGCCGCCGCCGCCGCCCGAGCCCGUCGCCAUCGGCGACCGCUACGUGUCGUACGCGUCCGGGCGGCACAAGGGCGAUUCAACGUACACGUCCAUGUUCGCCAAGGGCGAGCGCGCCAAGGCCAUGGACAUCCGAAACGAGCUCGAGGCGCUGAAGGACAAGGGCCAGUACGAGGAGGCCAUCGACCUCCGGGACCGCCUCCGGAGCGUCUGGUCCAAGUGCUCGCGCGCGGUCAUGCUCGACGUCACGGGCGCCGCGGCGAAGAACGGAUCGCGCCACGCCCUCGCGCCGGGCGUGAUCGACGCGCUCCGCGACGACCUCAAGCUCGCGGCGGCCGAGGACCGCCUCGAGGACGCGCUCAACUUCCUCACGGCGCUCAACGCGUCCGGCAGCGGCACGGGCCAGUCGUCGGACGCCGCGGCCGCGGCCGCCGCGGCGCCGCGGCGCGGCAAGGCCCUCGGCGCCAACUCCUUCGGCCACGCCGCGCGCCGCGACGCGUCCCGGGUCGCGUCGUCCGCGCCGCGGAAGCUCGUGACCGCGCCGGAGCCCAAGAAGCUCGACACCGUGCUCCUCCGCGGCGACCUCUACGGCGAGAUCGAGAACCAGGGCACGGUCUGGCACCUCGACGACGGCGUCCUCAAGAUCGAGAUGACGAAGAUCUCCGCGACGACGGGCACGCCGGGCCAGGGCGGCUUCGAGUGGCCCUCGCUCUUCAAGACGGACAAGUUCCGCGAGAACAAGGGAAUCGUCUCGCGUUCGGGCUGCCCCUUGGCUCUGUUCGCGCGCUGCCUCCGGCCCGGCAUGGCCUCCGCGGCGGACCUCGAGGCCGGCGCCUGCGGCGGCGUCGUCGUCGAGCUCGUCAACGUCGAGGGCUGCGGCAAUUUGAAGCGCAUCAACGGGCGCUUCCUCCCCGACGAGGUCACGGCCGUCGUCGGGGGCCACGACUCGGGCGCGUCGACGCUCCUCGAGGCCGUCUGCGGGCGCCACGCCUUCCGCGGGUCCAUCCUCUUCAACGGCAGCGGCCUGCACGAGGCCGGCCGCGCGUGCCGCCUCAUCGGCGGCGCGGCGACGCCGUUCGCGUCCUGCCUCACGAUCAAGCAGGCGCUCUACUACGCGUCCAUGCUCGCCGGCGGCGGCGACGGCGCCGCCCAGCUCGGCCGCGCCGACGCGGCCAUGGCCCUCUUUCGUCUGGAGCCGCUCAGGGACGCGAGGGUCGCGGACGCGGGCGCCGCGGGCCGCCUCGUCGCCGCGGCCGCGGGCUGCCUCAGCGGCCGGCCCGUCGUCCUUCUGGACGACGCGACGAGGGGCCUCGACGCCGUGGGCUGCGCCGCGCUCGCCGCGGGCCUCGCGCGCGCCGCGGGCGCCGGGCGCACGAUCGCCUGUGCCACGUCGACGCCCGCCGACGGCUUCGCGGACGGCGCCGCGCGGCUCCUCGUGCUCCGCAAGGGCCGCGUGGCCUUUUUCGGGGAGGCGGCGUCGCUGCGCGCCUACGUCGAGCGCCAGGGCCUCGUGGCCCCGAGCCGCGAGCGGCCCGCGGACGCCUUUUUAAGGGCGCUCGACCGAUCCGAGGGCCCGUGGCUCCGCGCGUGGUCCGACGCGUCGCCGGCGACGGGCGUCCUCGAGCCCGUGCCCCUCGUGGCCUCGAGCGUGGCGUCGCCGCCGGCGCCGCCGUUCGUCGCCGUGCUCCGGGUCGUCUUUCUGCGCGCGACGCACGCGUGGCUCGUCGACGGGUCUCGCGGCCGCGCGGCGUACGCGGCCGCGCUCGCGCUCGCGGUCUUCCUCGCCCUCGCGGGCGACGGCACCUGCGGCGCGCCCUACGCCGUCGCCGUGCUCCAGCUCGCCGCCGCGCCCGCGGCGGCCGCGGCCAUCGCGGACCGCGCCGCGGCCGCGGCGGAAAUCCGCGACGGCGUCGUUCCCGCGAAGGCGCUCGCCGCCGCGCACCUGCUUCUAGCGAUGCUCCAGUUCGGCUGCUUCGCGGCGGUCCUCGUCGCGGGCUUCGGCGCCUACCGUCUGAUCGCGCUCUACCCCUGGCUGCGAUUGCCGGCGUACGCCACUCACAAAACCCCGCGGAUCAUCGCGUGGCUCCCCGCGCUGGGCCUCCAGUACGUCACGGGGAGCGCCCUGGGCCUUGUGGUCUCCUGCGCCUUUUCGUCGGCGUCGCGGGCGGCGACGCUGCUGCAGGUCAUCGCUCUUUUUUCCGCGGCGCUCGCGCGGUCCGGCGCGCCCGCGCUGAAAGCCUUCAACGUCGUCGCCUGGGCGUCCGCGGCGCUGACGAGGGACGGCGCGCCCUGGCGGUCCGGCCUCGCCGCCGCCGGCGUCUGCGCGGCGCUCGCGGCCCUGGCCGCGCCCGCGGUCGCGGCCGCGGCCGCGGCGCCGCCGCCGCCGCCGGCGGACGACGGCCGCGCGCCGGACAAGGGCCGCGGCUACGGCACGUCCGUCGUCGACCUGGCCCACGUGCGGUCCAAGCCGCUGCGCGUCGCCGUGAAGGACCUGGCCUGCGAGGGCCUGCGGGGGGCGACGGCGGACUUCGGCGCGGGGUCGAUCACGGCGCUCGUCGGGCCGCGCGGCUCCGGCGCGGCCGUGCUGCUGCGCGCCGUCGCCGGCCGCACCGCGGCCCGCGGGGCCGUGCUCCUCGGCGGCGAGCCCGCGGACGCCGCCGCGCGCCGGGGCCUCGUCGCCUUCUGCGAGGGCGGCCGCGGCGGCGACGAGAUCCCGCCGGGCGCGACGCUCCGCGAGGCGCUGACGCUCGCGGCGCUCCUGCGGACGCCGGCGGCCUGGGCCCGGGAGCGCCGCGCCGCGCGCGUCGAGGCCGUCGCGCGCGCGGUCCGCGUCGACGGGCGCCACCUCGACGCGGCGCCCGCGCCGCGCGCCGCGCGCGACCGCGCGGGUUUCGCCGUCGCGCUCCUCGAGGACCGGCCCUGCCUCUGCGUCGCGGGCCUCGGCGGCGUCGACGGCGCGGGCCAGGCGGAUCUCGUCGGCGCCCUCGUCGCCGCCGCGCGGCGCGCGCGGAAGACGGUGCUCUUCUGCGAUAACGCGCUGCCGCACCGCCUCGCGACGCAGCUCGACGGCGUCGCUCUGAUGGCCCGGGGCCGGCUCGUCCGCUGCGCGGCGCCCGGGGACGUCGAGCGGUUCCUGGACGACAUGGGCGCGCCGGCGGCGCGCGACGACGACCCCGUGCGCGCCGCGGUCCUCGUCUUGGACGCGGCGGAGGCCGCGCCGCGGCUUCCGCGCAAGGGCCCAAAGGCGCCGCCCGAGGGCGCCGCGGCCCUCGAGCGGCCCGCGCCGGGCCCGGGCUUCCUCUUCCAGUUCGCCGUCGCGGUCCGGCGCCUCGCGGCGGCGGGCAGGGCGGACGCCGCGGACUACGUCAUCGCGUCGUCCUGCCUCAUGGCCUUGGUGGGCGCGACGUUCGGCGACGAGCCGGCGCUGGGCCUCUACGUCGCCCUCGUCGCCGGCGCGUCCCUCGCGGCGGCCCAGGCCCUGCUGCCGGGCCGCGACGGGGCCGCGCUGCGCCGCGACGUCGCCGACGGCGCCAUGACCGCGACCGCGGCCGCCGCCGCGCGCGGCGCCGUCCACGCCGCCUCGGCCCUGGUCGCGGCCCUCGCGGGCUUCCCCGUCGCCUGGGUGUUGUUGGGGGUCCGCGCCGGGCCGGGCGACACGGUCCUCGCGGCGCUCGUCGCCGGCGCGCUCGGAGCGUGCGCCGCGGUCGCGGCCGCGCUGCUCGGCGCCGCGGCGCGGUCGGACCUCGCCGCGGCCCACGCGCUCGCGCCGCUCGCGGCUUUGGUCCACCUCUCCGGCGCCGCGGACCUCGGCGGCGUCCUCGCGCCGGUCCUGCGCGGCCUGCCGACGGCCUUCGCGCGCGACGCGCUCCUCCGCCUCGCGGGCCUCCGCGGCGACCGCGCGGCCGUGCCCCGCGCGGACGCGCUCGCCCUCGCCCUCUGGGCCGCGGGGCUCGCGGCCGCGGGCCUCGCCGCGCCCCGCCUGCUCGCCGCCGCGCGGCGCGCGUGA
Molecule: messenger RNA, 4431 nt
Organism: Aureococcus anophagefferens
Lineage: Eukaryota; Pelagophyceae; Pelagomonadales; Pelagomonadaceae
Gene: ABC44
Exons: 3
Coding region: 1-4431 (1476 amino acids)
Molecular function (GO): ATP hydrolysis activity
Source: RefSeq, a predicted model, not a curated record